AUGGCCCCGUGGAGCCGAGAGGCGGUUCUGAGUCUAUACCGGGCUCUGCUGCGCCAAGGCCGAGAGCUUCGCUACACCGAUCGAGACUUCUACUUUGCUUCCAUCCGUCGUGAAUUCAGGAAAAAUCAGAAGCUUGAGAAUCUAGAGGCUCGGGAGAAGCAGCUGGAGAAGGGCCUGGUCUUCCUCCGCAGCAAACUUGGAGGUCUUGUUUAG
Molecule: messenger RNA, 213 nt
Organism: Myodes glareolus (Bank vole)
Lineage: Eukaryota; Metazoa; Chordata; Mammalia; Rodentia; Cricetidae
Gene: Miurf
Product: mitochondrial elongation factor 1 upstream open reading frame
Source: RefSeq, a predicted model, not a curated record